Dendrobium catenatum is the source of this 7646-nucleotide messenger RNA. RefSeq names its product CCR4-NOT transcription complex subunit 1. Bases 170 to 7465 code for a protein of 2431 amino acids. The record is from RefSeq and is a predicted model, not a curated record. Gene Ontology annotation, biological process: nuclear-transcribed mRNA catabolic process, deadenylation-dependent decay. Gene Ontology annotation, molecular function: molecular adaptor activity. Gene Ontology annotation, cellular component: P-body; CCR4-NOT core complex. NCBI's taxonomy places the organism in Eukaryota, Viridiplantae, Streptophyta, Magnoliopsida, Asparagales, Orchidaceae. The transcript is spliced from 52 exons.
GGUUAUGCAAAUGCGCUGAAAAAUUCCUACACCCGAUAAAAUGCAGCACAAUUACCGUCGAUUGUGUGCGAGCUACCCCCUCUCCGAUCGGCGAAAACCCUAAACAGUUUCUCGUUGGCCUCUUUCAUACACGAUUCCUAGUCGGAAAAUCCCCCUCGGAAGCAUCACCAUGCUUCCAUUUUCUUCCACUCUAUCCAGUCAGAUACGGUUCCUCCUGCAGAGUGCGAACUCUUCCACUUUUGAUUCGCUUUUUCGCGAGCUUUGCCAGUAUGAAGAUUAUGGAUGUGAAGGCAGCAUUCUAUUGCUUCAAAGUUGCUUAGAUAUGCUGAAUUACAGUGGCGGACACCCCAAUCUGCAGCCACAGCUGGAUCUUGUGUCCGCUAUUUUCAAGCAUCUAUUACAUAGGCCAAAUUUCAGUACGAUUUUUUGCGAGUCAUUGCGAUUGACAUCAAUGAGUGAGGGAUUCUUGGUAGAUCUUUCAAAUACGUUGAGGCUGUCCAAUGCAGAGAAAGUUGGAGUUGGUCUUGCAUUAUCAGAAUCAGAAAAUAUAGACUUGAAAAUCAUAGGCCAAAACUUUUGCAUUGUUCAAAUUGAAGAACUUUGCUCAAGUCCUACGUCUUCGGACUUUAAUGAGCAAAUUCAAGAUAUCUUCAUGUUUCUAUACUGGUCGGAGGGCCUUUCAAAGCAUUCAGAUUCUUUUACAAAAAUCUUGUCAUUGAUACCUACACAAGAUAGGUCUUUUUUGGUAGGAGCCUCAGCUCUGGCAGAUGAUAUAUGUGAAGCCAAUAUGCUGAGGCAUUUAGAUGCAUUCUUUGAAUGUUCUGAUAAUGAUUUUGAGGCAGUUUUAGCUGAGAUGGAAAAGGAAAUGAGCAUGGCUGAUAUCAUGAGGGAACUUGGCUAUGCAUGUACUUCUAACACUUUACAUUGCAAAGAGAUGCUCUCUCAUUUUCUACCUCUAAGUGAGGUGACAGUUGCCAGGUUGAUCAGUACAAUUUUCUCAACCAGAACAGGUCUGGAAGAUGCUCAAGACAUACAUUAUACAUUCUGCUCAGCUGUUGGCAGCAGCUUGGCAUGUGAAUCAUCUUCCUUUAACUCUUGGAAUGUUGAUGUUCUUGUGGAUUCAAUAAGGCAACUGGCUCCUACAAUCAAUUGGGUGAAUGUCAUGGAGAAUCUGGAUCAUGAAGGAUUUAACAUUCCUGAUGAAGCAUCAUUUUCUUUAUUAAUGUCUAUAUAUAGAAAAGCUUGCCAGGAUCCAUUUCCUCUUCAUGCUGUUUGUGGGUAUGUCUGGAGAAAUGCAGAAGGGCAGUUAUCUUUAUUAAGGCAUGCCGUGUCUGCUCGACCUGAUGUUUUUACCUUUGCACAUUCUUCAAGGCACUUGAUUCACUCAGAUUCAUUUCAAUUUGCAAAUAAAGAGGGCAAUCAGGCAUGGUUAUGUCUAGAUCUCUUGGAGGUUUUGUGCGAGUUGGCUGAGAGGGGACAUGGAAGUACUGUUCGCAUGAUGCUUGAGCAACCCUUCAGUCAGUGUCCUGAAGUUCUACUUGCAGCAAUUUCACACAUCAGCACUACGUACAACUUCCUCCAGUCUGAAGUCUGUUCAGUUUUGUUUCCUGCAAUGCUAAAGGAUCCUAUGAAGACUAGUUUGAUUCAUUAUGUUUGGCGUGCUAAUCCUAAUCUGGUAUUACGAAGAUUUCUUGAUGUUUACACAGAUCCAAGUUCCCUUUUGAGAAUACUGGAUAUUUGCCAAGAGCUGAAGAUUUUAGCAACUGUAUUGGACGCGGCUCCUUUUCCUUUUGGCAUCAAAUUAGCUACUAUUGCUUUUAGGAAGGAGCAGGCAGCUCUAGAAAAAUGGCUAAAUGAUAAUUUAAACACAUACAAAGAUUCCUUUUUUCAGGAUUGCCUUAAGUUUCUUGCAGAACUAUCUAAUUUGGGGAAUGAUAUGCCUGAUGGCUCUAUGGACCAAUCCAGAACUUCUGUUAUGAGUGCAUACCAGGAGGCAUUAUCUAUAUUCUUGAAGGUUCUUCAAGCCCACUCUGGGCAAGUUUCUUUCCAAAUUUCUGAAGAAUUAAAUAAGCUCUUUGUUCUGUUUACUGCAAAAAAUCAAAGCUCUGUAAACAAUUCUGAUUGGAGCACGAAUGAGAUUGAGGCAGAAGCAAAUGCUUAUUUUCAACAAAUGUUUGCUGGAGAGCGUACAGUUGAAGACAUGGUUCAAAUGCUUGCUCGUUUCAAAGAAUCUUCUGAAAGGAGAGAGCGGAAGAUCUAUGAGUGCAUGGUUUCUAAUCUAUUCGAGGAGUACAGGUUCUUCUCCAAAUAUCCUGAUAGACAGCUUAAGAUAGCAGCUAUUCUUUUUGGUUUGCUUAUAAAGCACCAGCUUGUGAAUCAUAUUGAACUGGGUAUUGCUUUGCGUUUUGUUCUUGAUGCAUUACGCAAAUCUAUUGAUUCAAAGAUGUUUAUGUUUGGCACUAAAGCUUUGGAGCAGUUCAUGGAUCGUUUGGUGGAAUGGCCACAGUAUUGCAAUCAUAUUUUACAGAUAUCUCAUUUGCGAAGCACACAUGCUGAGUUGGUUGCUGUCAUUGAACGAACUCUGGCUAGAGUUUCUUCAAGCCAGGCUGAAUCAAAUGGAGUAAACAGUCUCUCUACUGAGAUGCAACAAGUUUCUGCACAAAUUUCUGUAGAAAGCAUGGAGGCCAUGGUGGGUUCUUGGCAGCUGAUUGGUUCCAGCUCUAGUCAGUUUGGGCAACAGCCUCUUCCUUUUCAGCAGACUCAACCACAGCUUAAGCAUCAAGGUUUUCUCGGGGAUAGGCUCAAACCUGCUUCGACCCCUGUAAGCUACACAAAGCCUGUCCUAUCUAAUGCUGGGCAACCUUCUCUCGUGUCUGCAUCUGGAGAAUCUGUACCAAACCCUAAGGUGACAGCAUCUCAACCUCCACAACCUCCAUCUUCUCAGCAUUUGGCUGCUGUUGCAACAUCUGCUUCAUCCUCUCCUGGUUUUCUACGUGCCUCCCGCAGCAUGGCGCCUUCUGGCAUGCUUCGGCAAUCCUCCCACAGCACAGGUUUUGGGGCAGCUUUGAACAUUGAGACGCUUGUUGCCGCAGCUGAACAGAGAGAUACACCUAUGGAAGCCCCGGCAUCAGAAGUUCAGGACAAAAUAUUAUUCAUUGUUAAUAAUAUUUCUAUUGCAAAUGUGGAAGCAAAAGCAAAAGAAUUUAAUGAAGUUCUUAAAGAGCAGUAUUAUCCCUGGUUUGCACAGUAUAUGGUGAUGAAGAGAACAAGUAUUGAGCCAAAUUUCCAUGAUUUGUAUCUAAAAUUCUUAGAUAAAGUCAACUCAAAGGCCCUGAACAAGGAAGUUGUUCAAGCUACAUAUGAGAACUGCAAGGUACUGUUAAGAUCUGAUCUUAUAAAAUCAAGUUCAGAGGAGCGGUCAUUACUAAAAAAUCUUGGUAGUUGGCUUGGAAAGUUCACAAUUGGUCGGAACCAAGUUUUACGGGCUAAAGAGUUGGACCCCAAAGUGCUAAUUAUAGAGGCUUAUGAAAAGGGGCUAAUGAUUGCAGUUAUUCCAUUCACAUCGAAGGUUCUUGAACCAUGUCUAAAUAGUUUGGCCUAUCAACCUCCAAAUCCAUGGACAAUGGGCAUCCUUAGUUUACUUACUGAGAUCUACAAUCUGCCAAACCUCAAGAUGAACCUUAAAUUUGAUAUUGAGGUCUUAUUUAAGAAUCUGGCUGUUGAUAUGAAAGAUGUUAAGCCAACUUCACUACUGAAAGACAGGGUUCGGGAUUUGGAGGGUAAUCCUGAUUUUUCAAAUAAGGAUAUUACACCCCAAGCACCAAUUAUUGCUGAAGUCAAUCCAGGGCUUGUACCUUCUAUGAAUCAAGCAGAACUGCACCAAGAAGCCAAUAAUACAUCUAUUGCAGCGUCCCAUCAAAAUGUAUUGAAUCAGUAUACUGCUUCUCUCCACCUUGCAUCAAGCACCAUGGUUGAUGACGAGAAAGUUGGUGGCUUAAUGAUGCCAGAACGAGCUGUUCAGGGUUUACCUCAAGUCACGCAAUCACACUCUCCAUUUUCUCUUAGUCAGCUUUUGACAAUAAUACCCAAUUCCGAUUCAUACAUAAACAUCAAUCCCAAGCUGAGUUCCAUGGGCUCCCAGUCGCAAUUUCAGAGAAUCAUACAACUUGCAAUGGAUAGGGCCAUUAAAGAUAUAGUAGCUCCUGUUAUUCAGCGUAGUGUUACUAUAGCAAGUCGUACUACCAAGGAACUUGUUGUGAAGGACUACGCUAUGGAGUCUGAUGACAACGUGAUAUCACGUGCUGCACAUUUGAUGGUUGGAACUUUAGCUGGAAGUUUAGCCCAUGUCACUUGCAAGGAACCUCUUCGCAUUGCAUUGUCUAAUAACCUUCGCAGUCUACUUUCUGGAAAUGUAAGCAGCGAACGUGUAGACCAGGUUGUUCAGAUUUUGUCAAAUGAUCAUCUUGACCUUGGUUGUGCAAUGAUUGAAAAUGUAGCAUAUGAAAAGGCAGCAGAGCUUAUUGAUGCAGCAAUAGGUCCAUCAUUUGCUGCAAUAAGGAAACAGAGGGAGGCAGCUGGUUCUGCAUAUUAUGAUGCUGGUGCUUAUUCUCAAGGUCCAUUUGCUAGGGUACCUGAAGCUCUUCGUCCUAAGCCUGGGCGCCUUUCUGUUGCUCAACAGAGGGUCUAUGAUGACUUCAUCAGGAAUAUAUGGCAAAAUCAGUCUGGCCAGAGCACUUCUGUGGCUCCUGGUGGCCCGCCUGUCCUGAGUGGUAAUUCCAUAAGUACUACACCUCGUGCUUAUGGUUCAGCUUCCGGUCAAUUAAAUCCCAGCAUUUACCCUACUGCACAAGUGGCCCCCAGUUUUAACUCAGCAGCGCACUCUUUGGAUACACUUUCUGAAGAGUCUGACCGUGGUUCAUUGCAUCCUAGUGAUGGUAUCGCGCAGCCAAGUUCUGAAAUCAAUUCUGUUACUGCAUCUUUUCCUGCUGCUGUGACCUCUGCUGAUUUGCUAAUAGUGGAGCCAUCAUCAGCUGCAAAAGAAUGGGGUUUGGUUUUGUCAGCACCAACACAUUCAGCACAGGGAACAGAGCGGUCGACACCUACCUUGUCUGAGGCAUUAUUAACGACCGGGGAUGCUCUUGAGAAAUACCAACUUGUUUCUCAAAAGUUGGAUGUUUUAGUUGCAAAGGAUUUCCGAGAAGCAGAUAUUCAGGGAGUUAUUGCUGAGGUUCCUGAUAUAUUACUAAGGUGUGUUAGCAAAGAUGAGGCCGCCUUGGCUGUUGCACAAAAGGUAUUCAAAAGUUUGUACGAGAGCUCAUCAAAUGCUACUUAUGUUGGCGCUUACCUAGCAAUUCUUGCUGCUAUACGAGAUGUUUGCAAACUUGUUGUUAAAGAGCUUACUAGCUGGGUGAUUUACUCUGAUGAAGAACGCAAGUUUAACAGAGAGAUUACAAUUGGCCUUAUUCGUUCUGAAUUGCUAAACCUUUCUGAGUACAACAUGCAUAUUGCAAAGCUUAUUGAUGGGGGACGGAAUAAAGCUGCUACGGAUUUUGCCAUCUCUCUUGUACAAGCUUUGGUCGUAAAUGAACCAGGAGUUAGUGUGUCCGAGUUGUAUCAUCUUAUUGAUGCUUUGACAAAGUUAGCAAUGAGGCCAGGAUCACCAGAGUCUUUGCAACAGUUAAUUGAGAUUGCCAGGAACAACUCUACUGGAAUAAACUCUCUUUCUAGUUCUACUGCAAGCAGGGAUGAGAAAACCAGGCAAUCUAAGGAUAAAAUGCAAGUUCUUAUAAGCCGUUCUUCAACAACUAGAGAAGAAAAUGAUUCUGGAGGUUCUGAACUUGCCGGCUUUCGUGAGCAGGCGUCUCUCCUCUUUGCUGAGUGGUGCAGGAUCUGUGAUCUACCUACUGCCAAUGAUACUGUAUUUAAUAAUUAUCUAGCCCAAUUGCAGCAAACUGGACUGCUCAAGGGUGAUGAUAUGACAGAUCGAUUUUUCCGUGUUCUUACGGAGCUCUCUGUGGCACGUUGUCUGUCCUCUGAACAAACUGGCAUUACAGGGUCAUUGCCUAUUCAAUCAACUCAAAUUCAGAACCUCUCUUUUGGUGCCAUUGAUGCAUUUGCAAAACUUGUCACUUUUGUUAUGAAGUACUCUACAAUGGAUCAAGGAAUGAGUAAAGUUAUCUUUUUACCCAAGGUUCUGUCCGUGUUAGUGAGAGUAAUUUUAAAAGAUGCUGAAGAAAAGAAAGCAUAUUUCAACCCGAGGCCAUACUUCAGGCUGUUUAUAAACUGGCUUUAUGAUCUAGCUUGUCUUGAUCCUGUGCUUGAUGGUGUUAAUUUCCAGGUUUUAACAUCUUUUGCAAAUGCUUUCCAUGCUUUGCAGCCGCUGAAAGUACCUGGUUUCAGCUUUGCAUGGCUCGAGUUGAUUAGCCACCGAAGUUUCAUGCCAAAGUUGCUUACCACCAAUUCUUUUAAGGGCGGACCAUUUUUCCAGCGAUUACUUGUUGACCUCUUCAAAUUUGUUGAGCCCUAUCUAAGAAAUGCUGAACUGAGUGAACCGGUUCAACUCUUGUAUAAAGGGACGCUCAGGGUUCUUCUUGUUCUUUUGCAUGAUUUUCCUGAAUUUCUCUGCGACUAUCAUUUCAGUUUUUGUGAUGUGAUCCCUCCAAGUUGUAUCCAAAUGCGUAAUGUUAUUCUUAGUGCUUUUCCACACAAUAUGAGACUUCCCGAUCCAUCAACGCCUAACUUAAAGAUUGAUCUUCUAACUGAAAUCAGCCAGUCACCUCACAUUUUAUCUGACGUUGAGGGUGCUCUCAAGUCAAAGCAGAUUAAGUCUGAUGUUGAUGAGUACCUUAUGACGAGAUCAGAGGGGUCUGCGUUUUUAGCUGAUCUGAAGCAGAGGUUACUGCUUUCCCCAAGUGAAGCAAGCGUGGCAGGAACUCGUUAUAAUGUGCCACUGAUCAAUUCGCUAGUGCUAUACGUAGGCAUGCAGGCUAUUCAACAGCUGCAGAGCAGGUCUAAUCAGCCAGCAUCUGCUCAACAGAUGACUCAAAGCCCUCCAAUGGAUAUCAUGCUUGUUGGUGCUGCAAUGGAUAUCUAUCAAACUUUAAUAAAGAAUUUGGAUACUGAGGGUCGAUAUCUCUUCCUCAAUGCUGUUGCUAACCAGCUGCGCUACCCAAACAACCAUACCCAUUAUUUCUCAUUUGUUCUUCUCUUUCUUUUUGGGGAGAAAAACCAGGAACCUGUUCAGGAGCAAAUUACAAGGGUCCUCUUGGAGCGUUUGAUUGUCAACCGCCCUCAUCCUUGGGGCCUUCUUAUUACUUUCAUUGAACUCAUCAAGAAUCCAAGAUAUAGCUUCUGGAGUCGAUCCUUUACCAGAUGCGCUCCAGAAAUUGAAAAGCUGUUCGAAUCAGUAUCAAGAUCCUGCGGAGGUCCGAAAAACGUGGACGAUGGAAUGGUUCCAGAAAUUUAGUGUAUGUAAAUGGCAUUGAACUGCUGGGUAGAUUGACGCAUGAAUAAUCGUUCAUAAUUUAUUCCAUAGUUUAGACAUUAUGGAUGUACAGAUAGAUAAUUCAAUCUGAUUUUGUUGACAACUGUUGCUAUAAAGAAACAAAACUAAAUUUGCUUUGUUGAAUUAUUUGACUCUUUGGCCA